UUCACGUUUACUUCCUCAUUCAAUAACAUAGAAAAUGACUGGUAAAUGUUUCUCCUUCCAUUUGUUCUUUUUACGAGUUUAUUGACGUGAUUUGGACAGAAAAUGACUGCAUUAACUGCUGAGUUUGUCCUCGUUUGCCUGCUGUUCUUCCGUGUCACCGAAGCCAAAUACGAACCCAACUGGGAGUCCAUAGAUUCAAGGCCACUUCCGGAGUGGUACGACCAGGCCAAAUUCGGAAUUUUUAUCCACUGGGGGGUCUUCUCUGUGCCCAGCUUCGGCAGCGAGUGGUUCUGGUGGUACUGGAAGGGUCAAAAGCUGCCUUCGUAUGAGGCCUUCAUGAAAAGGAACUACCCUCCUGGCUUCAACUAUCAAGACUUUGCACCUCAUUUCACUGCAGAGUUCUUUGACGCCAAGGAAUGGACGGACAUCUUUGCUGCAUCAGGAGCCAAGUACAUCGUGCUGACCACUAAACACCACGAAGGCUUCACGCUGUGGGGCUCUGAUACCUCAUGGAACUGGAAUGCGGUAGACGUGGGCCCCAAGCGCGACCUUGUGGCAGAGGUGGCGGGUGCCCUCCGUGCCCACACUGACCUGCGCCUGGGGCUGUACCACUCGCUCUUCGAGUGGUUUCAUCCGUUGUUCCUGCAGGACGCUGCCAACCACUUCGCCACUAAUCGCUUCCCCCUCGCCAAAAGUCUGCCCGAACUUUACCAGCUGGUGAUGACGUACAAGCCUGAUGUGCUGUGGUCGGACGGAGACGGGGAUGCACCGGACAAGUACUGGAACAGUACCGGCUUCCUAGCCUGGCUUUAUAACGACAGUCCAGUAAGGGACACGGUGGUGACAAAUGACCGGUGGGGCUUGGGCUCCAUCUGCAAACACGGUGGCUACUACACCUGCGCUGACCGCUACCAGCCGGGUCACUUGCUGCCACACAAGUGGGAAAACUGCAUGACCAUCGACACAAAAUCAUGGGGCUACAGGCGGAACGCCCCCCUCGCUGAUUACCUCAGCAUCGAGGAGCUUGUGGCGACAUUAGUGGAGACCGUGUCCUGCGGCGGCAACCUGCUGAUGAACGUGGGUCCAACAGCGGACGGGAGGAUCGCGCCAAUCUUCGAGGAGCGCCUGCGUCAGAUGGGUCAAUGGCUCGGAGUCAACGGCGAAGCAGUGUAUAACAGCAGUGCCUGGCGGGCUCAGAAGGACUCCAUCGCGCCUGGCGUUUGGUAUACAGCCAAACCGCAGCAGGACACCAUCUUUGCCUUCUUCCUUCAGUGGCCGGCUGCUGGAUCUUUAUUCCUCAGUGAACCUGGAUGUAGAUCAGGACACACUCAGGUGGUGCUGUUGGGUCAUGGGCCCCUGCAGUGGGUGCCUGCCGCCAGUAGUGGUCUUUUGGUCUUCCUGCCUCGUCUGUCCAUUAGCCAGAUACCGUGCCAGUGGGCCUGGACCCUCAAGCUUACGGGUGCCAAGUGAGCUGCAAGAAGACGACACUGAUUUCGGAUGCACUGAACUGCUUACAAGAACUCAAGCUGUUACUGCCAGAAAAUUCAGCUAGGGUGAAUUUGCAUUUAUUUUUUUCCUUCGCCAGUUGCUGAAACCUACGGAAGGUGGAGGUUAUGUUUUUGGUCCGGUUUAUGUGUUUGUGUUCAAGAUAACCCAAGAACAGAUAAAGGGAUUACUCUUUUACUUGAAGGAUAUACAGUGGUACCUCUACUUACGAACGUCUUGACAUACAGAAUUUUCAGGUAAAAACACACCUCAACGGAAAAAUACUGCCUCCGAAGGAAUCUGACCUUCUAGCCAGACCGCCGGAAUCGCACCAGCCGAACUGCCGGAGCUCCAAUGCCCCGGGCUGGCGGGACCUAGCAAUCCGGCCAGAAGGGCAAACUCUGUGCAUUCACCUUAGUCUUAACUCUUUGUAUUGACUCCAUUUUGAAAGGUUUAAAGAAGGCUUACUGAAAACAAGUAGGCAAUUUAUUCAGGUCAACAGAGAUCAAAACGGCAAGGCGAAACAGAAACACUCAGGCGGGGAGGCAAGCUCGUUCCAAGGUCACCAUAUCAGAAGUCAACAAAAGAAAAAUGACAAUGCUUAGUUAAACAUUCAGUCUUUGAAGGCUCUCGCAGGUUGGGUUGUGGUCAGGACGAAGGGUGUGUUUGGGAUUAUUGUCUGUUUGUGGAUUGGACAGGGGGAUUCGGGAGUUACUGUUGCUCAGGCAACGAGGGUUGUGGAUUUUGCCACCUCGGCGUCAAAGGGGCUCUUGGAGUCUUGUCAGUCGUGUUAUCAGUUGGAAAUCGGGCGUUCUGGGGGCUCCUUGUGUUGGGACAGAGCGUCGUGCCGGAAGAACUGAUUGCGAGAGUUGCUGCAUCAAUCUUGCUAAUGACGCACACGUUGGGCUUCCGUGAUAAGAAAGCGUCGUGUAUCUUUUAUGCCCUGUAUUCUGCUUGUUUUCCUUAAACUAUGGUAUAAAUGCUAUAUAUUUUAUAUUGGGUGUGUUAGAGUAAUACAAACAGUUAGAUGGUGCCUACGAGAAAAGGUACUAUGUCCUUCAUUCCGGGGAUCAUUGAUAAAAAAAUGACGGCGGUCUCGGAACUUAGCCUUAGCAAGAUGUGAAAAAAUUAGCAAGUCCCCCUCAGGGUUCCUGUUAAAAGGUUCUUUAAGACAAUUAGAUACCACUUUAAGGAGUUACAUUGCGGGGUCAAAACCUUGGUAGUGUCUGGUCCCGUGGCUGUAGGUAUCAGCUCACAGUGCUCUCCUUUAUGUGAAAGAAAUUUCAGGAUAUGAAAGGCAAAAAUACAGUAUGGCUUGUACUCGCAGCUCCCAGAGUUUGCUGAACAUAACAUACUUAUAGCUGCUCUGCCUUUGGCUAUCGCCUAGCAUUCUUGGCAUCGAAUUGGCUAAGUGGGACCUCUACGAUAGGUGUAUGUGUGUAUCCCAGCGUCCUUGUCAGUCGGCCCUUGUGUUCCGAAAGAUUUACAUGUAUUAACUUUUAUUCUUCCUCUAUUCUUGUUUUUGCACAACUCUGAUUUUAAGUUUAUUGUGCAAUAAUCUAAUUGCAGCGUGUAUUUGUUACAUGUUUUGAUGCAUUUGUUUACAUUAUAAAAGAUUUAUGUCAAAUGUUGGGGGGCUUGGAACGGAUUAAGGUAUUUACAUGGAAAUUGCGUCUCAACUUACAGAAUUUUCAGGUUACAAAACUGCUUCGUAAGUAGUGGUACUACUGUACAGUAUUUUCACUAUGAAAAGGAAGUGAUUACAUUUUGGGGUAGUGAAGUCAAAGGUCACAGAGGUCAGAAAGGGAAUUUAGCAAUACCUCACGAACAAAGAAAGGGUUUAUUAUCCAGCUUCCAGGAUAUGUUUGUAAUAUGAAACGGAAGAGUUGUUUAAAAUCUGGGGUAAAAGCGGUAUUGAAAUAAUGAUAAUGAGGUCAAAGGUCACGGAAGUCAGAAAAGGAAUUUCAUCGUAACUUCUUUGAUACUUAAAGGGAGCUCUCACACCACCAAAUAUAGCAAUGCUUUGAAUUUGUCUGCUUCGGAGGAUGUCUUCACUCUCUGAGUGCUCCUUUUUGUCUGUUUGGAAAAAUUUUUUUUAAAUCUUUUUCAAAAUUAAUAAACAUUUUUUUUCAUGUCA
Messenger RNA from Corythoichthys intestinalis (scribbled pipefish), 3622 nucleotides. It is a transcript of the gene fuca2, whose product is annotated as alpha-L-fucosidase 2. Gene Ontology annotation, molecular function: alpha-L-fucosidase activity. Gene Ontology annotation, cellular component: lysosome. Lineage: Eukaryota; Metazoa; Chordata; Actinopteri; Syngnathiformes; Syngnathidae. The record is from RefSeq and is a predicted model, not a curated record. The transcript has 6 exons. Gene Ontology annotation, biological process: fucose metabolic process; glycoside catabolic process. Bases 103 to 1470 code for a protein of 455 amino acids.